Messenger RNA from Cyphellophora attinorum, 933 nucleotides. RefSeq lists its product as uncharacterized. Gene Ontology annotation, cellular component: plasma membrane; endoplasmic reticulum. The coding region runs from base 1 to 933 and encodes 310 amino acids. The record is from RefSeq and is a predicted model, not a curated record. Gene Ontology annotation, biological process: monoatomic ion transport. Lineage: Eukaryota; Fungi; Ascomycota; Eurotiomycetes; Chaetothyriales; Cyphellophoraceae. Gene Ontology annotation, molecular function: monoatomic ion channel activity. The transcript is spliced from 2 exons.
AUGUCGGCGCUUCAGAAGAGAAACGAUGCAGUGGACAUCAAUGGUUUCACCAACACGGUGACAACCGACAACCACAUUACCAGUGCUGGUAGCAGCUGGUACUUCGCUGUCUGCGCGAUCAUGGGUGUUGCAGCUCUUGCGUUCAUGGGUCUCUCGUUCAAGAAGCACCGCAGUCAGCGCAUCUUCCACUACAUCACCGCCGCCAUCUGCAUGGUUGCCUGCAUUGCAUACUUCGCCAUGGGUUCCAACCUGGGAUGGACUGCCAUCCAGGUUGAAUUCCCUCGCUCCGACCCCAAGGUCAGCGGCUUGAUGCGCCAGAUCUUCUACGUCCGCUACAUCGACUGGUUCGUCACGACACCUCUUCUUCUGGCUGACCUGCUCCUCACUUGUGGUCUGCCCGGACCUACCAUUCUCUACGUCAUCCUCGUCAACGAGAUCAUGGUUGUUACCGGUCUUGUUGGUGCCCUUGUAAAGUCAACCUACAAGUGGGGUUUCUUCACCUUCGGAACCGUUGCAUUCCUCUUUGUCGCCUACAGCGUCGUCAUUGAGGGCCGUACAUACGCCAAGGCUCUCGGCGCAGACAUUCACAAGACUUACAUCCUCUGUGGUGUCUGGACCAUUGCUCUCUGGUUCCUGUACCCCAUCGCCUGGGGUCUGUCUGAGGGCGGCAACGUCAUCAGCUCCGAUGGCGAGGCUGUUUUCUACGGUGUUCUCGAUAUCCUUGCCAAGCCCGGCUUCGGUGCUCUGCUCAUUUGGGGUCACCGCAACAUCGACCUGGCAAGACUUGGUCUGCACUUCAAGGACCCUGAGGAUCACGCCAACUCGAUCGGAAACGAGAAGCACCGCAAUGGAGCCGACUCGCGCAGCCACGGCGUCACAUCUGGCACUGACGCGACCACUACAACAAACACCACUACUACCACCCACGUGUAA